UUGCCCCCCAGCUACCUGAACCAGCUGGACCGGAUCACAGCCCCCGGCUACCUCCCCAACGAGCAGGACGUGCUGCGGUCCCGAGUGAAGACCACGGGGAUCAUCGAGACCAAGUUCUCCGUCAAAGACCUGAACUUCAGGAUGUUCGACGUAGGAGGACAGAGAUCGGAGCGCAAGAAGUGGAUCCACUGCUUCGAAGGGGUGACCUGCAUCAUCUUCUGCGGGGCGCUGAGCGCCUACGACAUGGUGCUGGUGGAGGACGACGAAGUGAACCGCAUGCACGAGUCCCUGCACCUCUUCAACAGCAUAUGCAACCACAAGUUCUUCGCCGCCACAUCCAUUAUCCUGUUCCUCAACAAGAAGGACCUCUUCGAGGAAAAGAUCAAGAAAGUCCACCUCAGCAUUUGCUUCCCAGAGUACGACGGUCCCAACACAUUCGAAGAUGCAGGAAAUUACAUCAAGACCCAAUUCCUUGAUCUGAACAUGCGAAAAGACGUGAAAGAAAUCUACAGCCACAUGACCUGUGCCACAGACACGCAGAACGUCAAAUUCGUGUUCGACGCAGUCACAGACGUCAUCAUCAAAGAGAACCUCAAGGACUGUGGUCUCUUCUGAACAUCUGCGGGGCAGGAGAGAAAAUGACUUCUAUUUAGCAUCACCAUUCUGCUGAGCAGAGUCAAAAGGAUUAAGCAAAAAAGUUACUUGGACCCCACUUUUUCUAAGAUCAACCCAGCCACGCCACAUACUUUCAAGACCAAAAUAGGAAGGGGCUGAAGCUGAACUUCCUGCUCUUUCACAGCCAUUUCCUCUUUUUUUUUUUUUUGCAAGGAAAGAAAACCCUACUCUGCAGUGCUAAAACAAAAAACACAUAAAAAUCAGUAUUAAUAAACAUGAUCUGGAGGGGUUUGCCACACCAAGGAGAACGCAGUCCCUGGUACACCAAGAAGAAGAAUAGAUACUGAGCCAUGAUACUUCCAUCCUGCCACAGCUGUAGCUGUGCAAUAAACCAUUACACAGGAAAACCCCAAAGUAAUGCUUCUGCAGGACCCAGAGAAAGACAAGGCCCCUGCCCUUCCCCUCUGCAGGGCCACGUCUGUUUUCUUCCAACUCGUCAAAGCUUAACUGGACUGCAAUGGGCAGUUUCUGGGGAAGCUGGAUGCUGAGACAAAGCCCAGUUAUCUAGGAGUCAAUUCCUGGUAACCAACCUCAGUCCUUUUGAGAGAGAAUUUUUUUUUUCCCCCCUGCUGUAAAUAAGCCUCAAGACUUAAUUCCUCAGAAAAUUUUCCCUUGGAAAAUAAGUUAACAACUGGAGAUCCCUGCAAUUGUGCAAUCUGCCCCCAAACAGCCUUAAGUAGCUGAGGGCCUAUUUCUAGUAGCCACCUUUCUCUGUACAGACCCGUUCUCUCUCCACUCUCCCUGUGCCUGUUCCCCCACCCUAGGUAGCGGCACAGAUCCCAGCUCAGUGGUUUGCCUGCUCCUGAGACCACUAGUCAUGUUGCUUCACCGCCAAGAGGUGCAAAGUCCCAGCAGCAGGCAAAAAGGAACACAUGCAUUAAGGUCUAGAGACUUCAUCGCACCUAGAGAAGAGGAACAGGGUCAGAUAAAGAGGAAAUGGUUAUUUGAAAGAUUCUCAUUCUGCUAUUUAGAGCUGUAUUUGCUCUUUACUGUUUGUAAAUAAACCUGUACUGUUGUUGUAGACAAGAAGCCUUGUAUCUUCUCAGUGUUUACUGCAGAGAAUCACAUACAGCUCAUUUAACUGUAGGAGAAAGAAAAUAAAGAAAUGUGCUUGAAAUGGAUGUCUAUCAUUACUGCCCAUUCGCUUUCUCCACGAUUGUUUCCAAGCCCCUUGUGUCCAAAACCUUGGAUCAAGGAAUACUUUACAUUCUUUGCCCUGAGCCACAUUCCACAGUCAGCACACAUAUGGAUCCCCCGCUGAGAUCAACCAGUGGCCCAUGUGCAGAACAGAGCAGGGCCACCACUGGCUUCCCAAGCACCAGAUCUGGAUGGAUGCAAAGGUGCCAGGCACGCCAGGUCACCACUGACUGAAAUGCGAUCCUGUUUAGGAGCAGAGAGCAGCCAAAGCACCUUCUCAGCUCAAUGAGAAAAACAAAUGUGCUCGGCCCCUUGCAAGGCUGCGCCUCUAGUGCGACUCCAAUACACACUCAGGAAGCACUGUGCUGAUGCAUACCACCAUUAUGCAAGUUUUGCAUGAAUUUAUUCUAAAGGACAAGGUGAACUCUUCCACAUAUUACUAUGCAGGUGAAGUAAAGCCUCAAGGUCUGUCUAAAAGGAAACUGCUGGACAGUCAAUAGAGCUCCAGGCAACGUGGGAAAAAAAUCCAGAAUGCAUAUGCUCUCUAUAGCUACUGAGCACUGUAGCCCUACAUUAGAAAUUCUACAAAUACUAUGGGGCAGACACUGACAACACCUAGAAGCAUCCCUGAAAUAUAUCAUUCUUGCAGUGCUAUAUUUCAAGGCAAGCGUCUUUGAAGAUGGGUUACCUCUGCUUCAUGUAACUGCAGUCCAGAGCAGUCAUUUUUCUAUUUGAAAUAUGAAAUAAGACUUGUGCUAUUCAUAAGUAUCAAGCUAACCAACGGCCAAUAAUCCUGAUGAACGACUGGAUGUCCGCCGUUUUCCAUCUGUGCCAGCACAACCCAAGUCUUUGGAAGCAGCAGAACUGGCUGCACACACAGUACCAACAGUCACGUAUUAUAAAGCAUGAGGAACCUUCCUUAGCCUGUCCCGUUAAUUACGCCCACUCUCCAUUAAGCUGCUACCUUCUUUCUCCAACCAGGCUGACAAAGUCUACAGAAGGGGGGGG
Messenger RNA from Struthio camelus australis, 2820 nucleotides. The record is from RefSeq and is a predicted model, not a curated record. NCBI's taxonomy places the organism in Eukaryota, Metazoa, Chordata, Aves, Struthioniformes, Struthionidae.